AUGGAGGCUCCUCACUCGUUGCAACGUGCUUCUUCUUCUUCUUCUUCUCAAAGCUCAAGCUUCUUUAGACUCGUUGGGGUUGCUAAGAAAUUGAAGGGAAAAAUACCGAUCUUGAUCAAUAUAAAAGAGGAGGAAUUUAGCAAUCCUAGUAAUGUAUCAACAGUGUCAGAUGCUGAAAAUAAGGAGAAAGGGGUUAUCAAGAGUGCUUGCGUUGGAGGAGUACGUUUUGAGAAGAAGCUGGGUGCUUACCACAUGUCUAAAGGCGACCUCAACAUUCCGACACGAUUCAAGGAGUCGAGUGGACUAUGGGAGCAAGAUGAGCUGAGCCUUGAAGAUCCAAAAGGCCGAUUAUGGACCAUUAAGCUCCGUCGUAAAAAGGGAAGGCCGGGAAAUUCACUACGGUGUACCAUGUCUAAAGGUUGGCUAGAGUUUGCUCGCGCUAACAAGUUGAAGGAUGGAGAUAGAUGCAUCUUCAAAUUAGUGUCUCAAGGCGAAGGAAAGGAAAAUGUUAUGCAAGUGAAAGUACUCAAGAAGUGUAUAUUUGACGCAUGAAACAAUCUCUUGCUAAACAUAAGUGUAACAUGUAUCUAUCUGUACUUAGUUUCAAUGUUUGUUCAUAUAAGUCUCCUGAUGUACCUAGAGGUGCCGGGAGUCCGGAACCGCUAGUUGAAUACUUGAAAGGUCUGGAACUUAUCAUGUCGGUGUUAUAAAUUUAUACUCUAAUAUGUCAU
This is a messenger RNA of Asparagus officinalis (garden asparagus), 731 nucleotides long. Its product is annotated as B3 domain-containing protein REM1-like. The record is from RefSeq and is a predicted model, not a curated record. The coding region runs from base 1 to 552 and encodes 183 amino acids. Gene Ontology annotation, molecular function: DNA binding. Lineage: Eukaryota; Viridiplantae; Streptophyta; Magnoliopsida; Asparagales; Asparagaceae. The transcript is spliced from 4 exons.